This is a messenger RNA of Saprolegnia parasitica CBS 223.65, 2074 nucleotides long. RefSeq lists its product as hypothetical. NCBI's taxonomy places the organism in Eukaryota, Oomycota, Saprolegniomycetes, Saprolegniales, Saprolegniaceae. The transcript is spliced from 2 exons. Gene Ontology annotation, cellular component: extracellular region; cell surface. Gene Ontology annotation, biological process: glucan catabolic process. The coding region runs from base 1 to 1995 and encodes 664 amino acids. The record is from RefSeq and is a predicted model, not a curated record. Gene Ontology annotation, molecular function: beta-glucosidase activity.
AUGCCGUCGCUUGUCAUCCGCCUUGUAUUAGCGCUGGCCCUCCUAUGCGCGACCGUCGCUGGCCAUGUCCAAGCCGACGUCCGUUCGCGCAAGGUGCCUCUGCGCGGCGUGAACCUCGGCGGCUGGCUCGUGGCGGAAAACUGGAUGACACAGGACGCGUCGAUUUGGAACCACGUACCGAGUCACGAGUGCGAGCACGGCGAGUACCAUGCGAUGAAGGCGCUCGGGCACAAGGGCCAAGCUGCUUUUGAUCGCCACCGCAGCACGUUCAUCACCCAAGCCGACGUUGAAGCCGUCGCCGCCGCCAAGUUCAAUACCGUCCGCGUGCCCGUCGGGUACUGGAUCCAAGGCUGCGAUCACAUCACGAACGGCACGCUCAAAAAGCAGUGCGAGGUGUAUGCCAAAGGCGGUCUUGCGUACCUCGAUGUGCUCGUCAAGGAGUGGGCGCUCAAGCACAACGUGGCGGUGCUUCUGAGCCUCCACGGCGCGCCCGGUUCGCAGAACGGCAAGGACCACAGCGGCGUCGUCGACGGUAUGCAGUGGGGCGACGACGCGACGGUGGCUGCCACCAAGACGUUUGCCCACUUUCUCGUCGACCGGUACGCGCACGAGCCUGCGUUCCUCGGACUGGGUUUGCUCAACGAACCGUCCGCGGACGUCGACCUCAAAGUGCUCAAGCACUAUUACAACGACAUGUACCACGAGCUCCGCGCCAAGACCGACUGCAUCCUCGUCAUGAUGCCGCAGCUCCAGCUGCAGCUCACGGGCCAGCUCGAGGACCUCGACAAGUCGAUGCAAAACGUCUGGGUCGAGUGGCACCCGUACCUUAUUUGGGGCUACGAAGACUACGACGAAGACAACCUUCUGCACAAGCACGGCGUCGACGACCUCACCAAGCGCAUCGCGUCCUGGAAGGGCCAUCCGCUGCUCUUUGGCGAGUGGAGCUUUGUGACGGCCAACGGCACCUUCAAGAAACUCGACGCGUUCCAGCCGUUCAUGCACAAAAUGCUCAGCACGAUGAACGCCGCCGGCGCGGGCUGGACGUACUGGACGUGGAAGGUGGCGGGCGACGACACCAUGUACGGCGGCCAGAACCGCUGGAGCAUGCGCCAAAUGCUGCACCGGUUGCCGCACGCGACGACGAACGACACACCGUCCGACCAGAACGCAGCCGCGCUCUCGUUCAGAAGCGGCGCCAACGUGACGGUGGCCACAUCGAUGCUGGCAACCGACGAGAACUGGGUUGCUUUCUUUGGCCCGCCGCCGGUCGAGCGCUGGACGUACGAUACGACUACGCAGCAGCUCCGGUCGUCGGUCUCCGGUCUCUGCCUCGACGCCUCGUACGGCACCACGUCGGCCUACGCGGCUCUCGAUAUCAAGGGCUACCCGUGCCAGCGCAUCAACUACAACCAAAAGUGGAUUUUCCGCAACCACCAGCUCGUGUACCGCCCCAACAGCAAGUGCUUAUCGGCGUCGACUACGACAUCGCUGACGCUCGUUGACUGCGACGCCUCGUCGCCCGACCAGACGCUCCAUAUUAUCACCGACGGUAGCAAGAACGACAGCACGAACGGCAGCAGCAGUGGUAGCCAGGACGGCAGCAGCAGCGGUAGCCAAGACGACGAGACCGUGCGCAUCUUUCUCAACUCGACCGGUGCCCGCCUCGUGCUGUACCGCAACGAGACGGUCCAGUUUCGCGCGCGCAAGUACCCGUACGAUGGCGGCGUGUGGCUGCUGCGCACGGUUGACGGGCUGCUGCAGCACCACGCGUCGGGCCUUUGCCUCCAGAGCGACGACGACACCAAGCGUAUUGCGCUCGCCGCGUGCGACGACAACGACAUGAGCAUGCAGUGGGCCUACGACGAGAAGACGCUGCGGCUCAUGCACGGUGACCGGGCCUACUGCUUGGACGCCCGGCGGCCGAUGCAGCCGACGAUCGCCAAGUGCUCGCGCGCUACUUCCCAGCGCUUUUCACUGCAGCAAACAGACCAGUAGAAACAGUCUACGUUGUCGUCCUUGUGACUAAUAACUUAAAUCCAUCCCGUGGCCGUGGUCAUGGAAUUUUGAUGCCAAC